Molecule: messenger RNA, 1978 nt
Organism: Trichobilharzia regenti
Lineage: Eukaryota; Metazoa; Platyhelminthes; Trematoda; Strigeidida; Schistosomatidae
Source: the annotation of a GenBank genome assembly
CUAUCCUCAACCAAUAAAUCUGAAAUCUGAAUUACCACAGGACAACCUGUGACAUCUAAAGCACGACGAUUAGCUCCUGACAAACUGAGAAUCGCCAGGAAUGAAUUUGACCAUAUGCUUACCCUUGGCAUCAUUCGACCUUCGAAUAGCCCGUGUGCAUCCCCACUUCAUAUGGUUCCGAAAAAGAAUAGCAACGAUUGGCGACCCACCGGUGAUUACCGGCGAGUGAAUGCCAAAACAACCCCUGAUUGCUACCCGUUGCCUCAUAUACACGACUUGACGGCAACCUUAUCCGGCGCGACUAUAUUCUCCAAAAUCGACUUGGUUAAAGCGUAUAACCAAAUCCCGAUGGCAACAGAAGAUAUCCCGAGAACGGCUAUCAUUACGCCUUUCGGACUUUUUGAAUUUCUACGUAUGCCAUUCGGUCUCCGGAAUGCAGCCCAAACAUUCCAACGCUUCAUUGACGAAGUAUUUCGCGGUCUCGACUUUGUAUACGCAUACUUAGACGACUGCCUCAUUGCCAGUCGUGACAAGGAAACUCACCUUAGGCACUUGGACUUGGCAUUUGACAGGUUACGCCAACAUGGUGUUCCCAUUAAUAUUCAAAAAUGUCAAAUCGGUGUUGACUCACUCGACUUCCUGGGUCACACUAUUGACUGCAAGGGCAUUCGCCCACUGGCUACUAAGGUCGAGGCUAUACUGAACUUUCCAGAGCCACAGACAGUGAAAAGUCUCCGCACUUUUAACGGCUUAGUAAGCUAUUAUCGACGCUUUAUUCCCAACUGUGCCUCUUUGAUUCAGCCAUUAACAGACCUCUUUCGAGGGAAUAAAAAGUCCGUAGAACUUGACGCGUCUGCUCGAAAUGCUUUUACCCAGGUUAAAAAAGCUAUUGCGAAUGAGGUGACUCUAAAGAAUAGCGGCCAAACCGAAACGACCUUCGAACAAAAAAGUGACCUUGAGCAAGGAAUCAGCUGACUGUGUCAUUUUCGGAAGCAAUCAUGGAUGUUUUCGAUUACUGUUUGGAUAACGGACUGAUAGCUUUGUCAAAAAUUUGCCAAUACGGAGAAGUUAUGCAUAUACAAAAAUACACAGAGGCCAUUGAUGGCUUUGUAUACAGAUGUAUUGAGUGCCAAAUGAUCCUUCCUCAGGAAAUCGGUUCGAGAAGGAACUUUUCUCUCUAGGUCUAAACUACCUUUGACGAAAAUUUUAAUGAUCUGUAACUUCUGGGUCCUGAAAAGAGCAGUCACAGCUACAGCUUAUGAAACAGAAAAUUCAGGUGUCAGCAGUGCAAUGGUACAACUACUGCAGAGAUGUUUCCUCCUGGAAAAUGAACACCCUGACUCAAGUUCUCGGGGGAGUCGGCAGCAUAGUCCGUAUUCAUGAGACUGUACUUGUAAAAAGGAAAUACAACCGCGGGAGAUUACAAGCAAACCAGCAGUGGAUACUGGGUAUCUACGACACGACACUGCGUAAAGGGUAUAUGGAAGCGAUUCCCAAUCGCAGUGCAGCAGUAUUAGUGCCUAUUAAUAAGCGUUUGGUGUUGCCGGGGACGACCAUUCAUACGGAUAAAUGGAGCGGAUACCGGAUACCGUCGAAUCAUGGGUACAUUCAUCAUGUUGUUAAUCAUACGGACGGUUUCCGGAAUCCUUUGGAUGGAACCCACACCAGUUCCAGUGAAAGAUUUUGGAGUCGUCUAGAAAGACGUAUAGGAGCGGUUAAUGGAUCGAGAAAUCCCAUGAUUCACAGUUACCUGGAUGAAUUUAUGUACCGAAACUGGUUUCAUAUGACUAUGAAGACUCCCAUGAGAAACUGAGAGGUUUUUUUGCAACAUAUACGCGAACGCCAUUCUUUGUAACUGUUUAUUAAGAUUGCAUUACUUCUAUAUAAACCGUUUUUUACAAUUAUGCGCCUUUCUUUUUGAGCCUUCUCAUUGGCCGAAGUUGUCCCUGUCAAGGUCAUUUUUGCGUUAAAAGGUCGU